Messenger RNA from Rotaria socialis, 2373 nucleotides. The record is from the annotation of a GenBank genome assembly. NCBI's taxonomy places the organism in Eukaryota, Metazoa, Rotifera, Eurotatoria, Philodinida, Philodinidae.
AUGUUCUAUAUUGUUGUUAAUGAGUAUGUGCGGAAGGACGACAUGGUACAAUGGUUAAUGAUUAUUCUUGUUUAUGACUUUGCUAUUCUUCAAUUAUCUUUAAGUGAAGUAACGCUUUCCUUACGCUUACUUCAUUAUAAAAAUCCAAGUGGUUUAACAUAUGAAAAUCAUCCAUGUGAUACAAAACUCGAACAUGAUAUCAAUAGAGAUGGCCGAUGUGAUACUGCAAUUUUAUUUUGUCUAGUACGAUUACCAUUUCAAAAUCCACAUAAUUGUACAUUAGGCGAUCAUUUUACGGGUUUUGUUGGUGGUAAUGAUAUCCAAUUUAUUGAUAUCGAUAAAAAGCAAGAAGAUCGAUCGGCUAUUCAACCACGAUCAUCAUCGUUUGUGUCUCUUUGGUAUCAACCAAUAAUUCAUUUUCGAUUUAAAUAUCCAAAAACAGGUAUCGGUUUAAUUGUAGAAGUGCUUGAUAUUGAUGAUGUUAAUAAUCGUACAAUUCAUGAUUCAAUUGAUUUUUAUGGAAGAACAUUGCUCGAUCUUAAAAUUUAUAAAUCAGCAGAAACAGCAGAAAUGCAAAGAAUUUCCUUGCGUAGUUUGUUUGGUGCUUAUACGAAUUUAACAGCAGAUAUUUCGCUUUAUUGUUCGCCAAAUUAUUAUGGUAAUAAUUGUGAAAUAGUUUGUAUACCAAAUGAGCAACGCUAUGAUUGUGAUCUGGUUACGGGUCAAAAGAUUUGCAAACAUGGCUAUUUUGGAGCAGACUGUCUUAGUGAUGUGCCUGCUUGUGAAGAGGAGCCAUGUUUAAAUAAUGGAACAUGUGUUGUAUAUCUACGAAGUUAUCUGUGUCGAUGUUCAAAAGGAUAUAGUGGGCGAACUUGUGAGAUCGGCCCAACAGGGAAAAUUGCUGAGCAGAUCUGUAAUCGAAUAAAUUGUGUUCAUGGUGAUUGUUCAGAAAAUGGAAAAUGUAUUUGUCAUGACGGUUGGACAUUGGAAUAUUGCAAUCAAAGUUCGCUAAUGGAAGAAUCUGGUUGUGCGAGUCGUCCCUGUCUACAUAAUGCAACAUGUGAAAUAUUAAUUGGUGUUAAUCCAGUGUCGGCUUAUCGCUGUCAUUGUCGAUCAGGUUACACUGGUCGGAAUUGUGAAGUUGCUAUCAUUACUUCAUGUGAACGAAUAUCAUGUGUUCAUGGUAGAUGUUAUAAAAUUGAUUUAUAUUCAGAAAUUUGCAAAUGUGAAAAUAAUUGGGGUGGAAUUGAUUGUUCUCAAUCUUUAUCUAUUUCAUCAACUACUCAAAAAGUCUUCCUACAAACAUCAAAGACAACGAAAAAAAUUGUUCAAAUAACAACACCGACAAAAGACAUAAAAAAUAUAACUAAUAUACCUUCAAAAACUGAUCUACAUGAAUAUCUCAUUUGGUUAAAUCAAAAUUAUGGUAUAAGUAAAACGACAAGAUUAUUUCCACUACCUGUUACAACACCGAUAAUAUUGGAUGAACACAAAUAUACACCAUGUUUAAGUGCACCAUGUCUUCAUGAUGCAACUUGUAUUGUUAAAUCUGAACAUUUAUUCGAAUGUAUUUGUCCACCUUCAUAUAUUGGAACUGUGUGUGAAAUUGAACAAAAUCCAUGCGAAAGUUCACCGUGUCAACAUCAUAGUAUUUGUGUAACAAAACUUAAUCGUACUAUUCAAUGUCUUUGUCGACCUCAUUAUACAGGCAAAUUUUGUGAAUAUCCAGUACCUUUUCCACUAUUACCAUUCAAUCAAAAAUGUACUCGACCUUGUCGCAAUGGUGGUAUUUGUCUGAUUGAUGAAUCUAAUCGAGAACAAUGCAUAUGUAAAGCAUCGCAUACUGGAUCAUACUGUGAAUUAAUUAAAAAGAACUGUUCUACUAGUAAUGAUCCUUCCUGCCAUAUGAAUCCAUGUCUAUCAAAUCCGUGCUUAUCAAAUGGUACAUGCCGUUCAUCAAUAUCUGCAAAAAAUUACACAUGUUCAUGUCUUUCACAAUAUACAGGUGACUAUUGUGAAUCAGAAAUCAAUUUGGAUCCAACACUUGCUCUACUACGUAAUACUAAUUUAAAGCAAGCUGACAAUACAACAACUGAUCUUUGGCCAUUAGCUAUUAUAUUUGGUUAUAUAUUUUCAUUGAUGUUAGUUUUUAUCAUCAUUUGGUUUUUAUGGUAUGGUUUGACAAUACGACCGCAAUCAUAUAUUCCAUAUGGAGAACGUUCUAGUGAUCGUUAUCAACCAUAUCGCUUAGGUGUUAGUAAUCCACUUUUUUUUACAAAUCAAGAAUAUAAUACACCAAUAUCAAAAACGUGGUCAACACCAGCAACAACAAUAUCAAAUCUUGAUCAAUGGACACGAACAAUAACCCGUUAA